Molecule: messenger RNA, 1701 nt
Organism: Pipistrellus kuhlii (Kuhl's pipistrelle)
Lineage: Eukaryota; Metazoa; Chordata; Mammalia; Chiroptera; Vespertilionidae
Gene: CCDC127
Product: coiled-coil domain containing 127
Exons: 3
Coding region: 1-1059 (352 amino acids)
Source: RefSeq, a predicted model, not a curated record
AUGGCCAGAUUCCGCUGCACGGCGUCCCCAGUCCUCGCGGCCAGCCGCGCCUGCGCACGUCCCUGCGCCCUGGGUCGCGGCGGGAGGACACUGCGCCUGCGCACCACGCUGCCCCCGGGGUCCAGGCUGGAAGAGAAACUGCGCCUGCGCACGCACCUCGCGGGGACCCGGGGAGGGGGCGUGUGUAGGGGCACCGCGCAUGCGCAGAGAGGGUUCGUGGACCCUGCUGUACUGAGGUUCGGCUUUCGGCGCUCCCGGCCAGGGGGGUUUAUCUUCAUGAAUAACUUAAAUGACCCCCCAAAUUGGAAUAUCCGGCCCAAUUACAGAGAUGAUGGGGGUGAUGGAAGCAAAUGGAAUUAUGCCCUGUUGGUUCCCAUGUUGGGAUUGGCUGCUUUUCGUUGGAUUUGGUCUAGGGAGUCCCAAAAAGAAAUAGAAAAGGAGCGAGAAGCAUACCGUCAGAGGACGGCUGCUUUCCAGCGGGAUCUUGAAGCCAAGUACCACACCAUGAUCUCAGAGAACCGCCGCGCCGUGGCUCAGUUAUCUUUGGAACUCGAAAAGGAACAAAACAGAACGACUAGUUAUCGCGAAGCCCUUAUCGUUCAGGGACGCAAAUUGGUGGAGGAAAAGAAGCUUUUGGAACAGGAACGGGCUCAGGUCAUGAAAGAAAAGCGACAGUUGCAGCCCUUGAGAAGUGUGUAUCUGAGCUGCCUGGAAAAGGAAGAAGACUGGCAGAGGAGGGCCCAGAUGCUGCUGAAAGAGUUUGAAGUAGCUCUUUCAGAAAGACAGAAUAUCUACUGCAGCCUGGUCCUCCCUCGCAGCAAGCGGCUGGAAAUAGAGAAGAACUUACUGGUCCGAGCAUCCACUGACCCAGUUGCCGCUGACCUAGAAAUGGCAGCCGGCUUGACCGACAUAUUUAAGCACGAUACCUAUUGUGGUGAUGUCUGGAACACCAACAAACGCCAAAAUGGAAGACUCAUGUGGCUAUAUCUCAAAUACUGGGAACUAAUUGUCGAACUGAAAAAGUUUAAGAAAUUAGAGAAAACCAUACUAGAAGAGUAAGACAAGAAUGAAGUAAAACCUUUUAAUUACUCAGGUCAGACUAUCAUUGUGACAUUCUGGGUUAUCCGAUGUUUUCUUUUUUCCCUUCUUCCAGUACUGCCUGUUUGUGGCCACAAGCACUGAGUGGUCUUCCAGCCUGCACCUCUGAGUGAUACAAUAGCCCUCAGUAGACACAGCGUUCCCUCCCCAUCCCCACAGAUAUUAUGGAAGCAGUUUCUCAGAAGCAUUUUUUUCAGCUAUCAGCAUUUUAUUCGCAGAGUAUAACCUCAUAUCUUAGCUUUAGGGUAAAGUUGUUUUUAGGAAACUGAAAUACAGUAGUGAUCCCCACUAUAAGAAAUUUCCUGUCUGCUUUUAUCACUCCCUAAAUAAAUCCUGUUUUCCCUCGAAUUAUGUUUCUUCUAAAGUUACAUUUAGAAGUUGUCGGGUAGUAGAUUAGAACUGCCUAGCAGAUGAUGAUAGGAAAAUACUAAUAUUAUCAAGGUUUUCUAUUGUUUUAAAGAUCUCCCACCAAAGGGAAAAGGUGAUUUCUUAUAUCCACUUGAUACUCUAGUGUAUGUUUGGAAUUUGGCUUGUGUCUGUAUUCAAUAGAUAUUGUUGAUUAGUGGUGCCAUAUAAUAAAAGAUACCUUCAAUUUAAAAAAUA